AUGGCUGAUCUCCGCUGGUCGGCCGUCCGGCAGCUGCUGCUGCUGCUGCUGGUGUUGCUGCUCGGCCCGGCCUCCGGUACCGGCUCCGCCCCGGUCGGUCCGGCCUCCGGUACCGGCUCCGCCCCGCCGGUCGGCCCGUCUGCUGGUACCGGCUCCGCCCCGGUCGGUCCGUGUGCUGGUACCGAUGCCGCCCCGGUCGGUCCGUCUGCUGGUACGGGCGCCCCGCUGGUCGGCCCGGUAGCCGCCGCCGUGCUGCAGCUGCUGCGGCCCGCCCGGCAGCCGCUGCGGGUACUCUCGUGCGGCGCCGGUCCGGUGCUGCCGGACCGGCUGCUGGCGGCUCUCCGCUGGCCGCAUGGUCUGCUGGUGACCGACUGCGGGCCGGGACCCUGUCCGGCCGGUCUGCCGGCCCGCUGGCUGUACUCGGAGGAGCCCGGGCCGCGCCUGCUGCUGCUGCAGGCGGCCGGCUGUCUGGACGACACGGGCCGCGCGCCGGCCGGCAUCUGGAGCCGCGGCCAGGCGCUGCACCUGUCCCCCGACUGCGGCCGCUCGCUGGGCCACCCGCUCUGGGCCGGGGUGGGCCGGCCCGUGUGUCUGGAGACGAUCCGCGGCGAGCUGGAGGUGGUGCAGCGCGGCGCCGACGGCCUGCUCCGCCGCUCGAGCGUCGGCGCCAGCCGUCACUGGCUGCUGGCCGAGGACGACCUCACCAACCUCACUCUGACUGUGGUGUACGAGAACUACAGCCCGUUCUUCGAGUGCGCGCAGGAGGUGGACGGCAGGUGCCUGCGGCCGGCGCCGCUGGCCGCCGCUGUGCUGCUCGAGGCCAUGUCGCGCCAGCUGGGUUUCCACCUGCGCUUCUACCGCAGCCCGGACGGCAACUGGGGCCACCCGGAGAACGGCACCUGGGUGGGCAUGGUGGGCGAGGUGGUGGCCGGCCGCGCCGAGCUCGCCGUCGGCGGCAUCUUCAUGACGCCGCUGCGCAAAACGGCGGCCGACUUCUGCCGGCCGCUGACGCUCACCUACCUGGAGAUCAUCAGCCGGCCGGUGCCGCUGCCGGUGCGCAGCGACUUCGCCGGCCUGCUCUCGCCGCCGGUCUGGGCGCUGAUCGGCGUCAGCCUGCUGGCCGUGACUGCCGUCCUGCUGGCGGUCCGGCUCCGCUCGGCGGCUGGUCGCGGCGCCGGCCGGCUGCAGCUCGGCUACCGUCAGCUGGAGGCCUGCUACCGGCUGCUGGUGGCCCAGGAGGCGCGCGCCGCCCGCUCGGCCGGCCCGCUGCUGCUGGCCGUCUGGCUGCUCAGCAGCAUCGUCCACCGCACCGCCUAUACGUCCAACAUGAUCUCGACGCUGUCGGCGCCGCCGGGCGCCUGGGCGCCGGAGUCGUUCGCCGACCUGGUGCGGCACGGCUACCGGCUGGUCACCCACCCGGGCUACGGCGCCUACCAGGCCUGGAUGGACGUCCAGAAUGGCUCGGUGGCCACCGCCCUGAAGCGCCGCUGGGUGCAGCAGGAUCACGUGGAGGCGUUCGCGCACCUGGUGGGCACCUGGGAGCGCGUGGCGCUGCUCGAGGAGACUCCCUCGGUGAUGAAUCUCAUCUUUGACGCGAUGCUGGCGUCGGACGGCGCCGUGACCGAGGACCUGGUGCACCGCGGCCGGGAGCGGCACAUGCCCUCGUUCGUGGCCUGGCCGGCGCAGAAGCACGCCCCGUACGUGCGCCGGUUGGACGAGCUGCUGCGGCGCGUGCAGCCGACUGGCCUGGUGCUGCGGCUGCUGCAGCAGGGCGAGGCGGCGCGUCGCGAGCGGGCAGAGCGGGCCGUGCGCCGCCGCUGCCGCCGGCUGCCCGACACGUGUCGCCGCCGCGCCGUGGUCGUGCUCGGCCUGGAGCACCUGAGCGCCGGCUUCCGGCUGCUGGGCUACGGCCUUCUGGCGGCCGUCGGCUGCCUCCUGCUCGAGCUGCUGGCGGCCGCCAAUACACGCCGCCGCUGCAGGGGAGCCCGCGCGGCGCCGACAUACCCAUUCUAG
Molecule: messenger RNA, 2013 nt
Organism: Amphibalanus amphitrite
Lineage: Eukaryota; Metazoa; Arthropoda; Thecostraca; Balanomorpha; Balanidae
Product: glutamate receptor ionotropic, NMDA 3B-like
Exons: 2
Coding region: 1-2013 (670 amino acids)
Cellular component (GO): membrane
Molecular function (GO): glutamate-gated receptor activity
Source: RefSeq, a predicted model, not a curated record